UUAUUGUGACAUGCGCAUGAGCCGCAGCUAACUUCGCGUGUAUUUCUCUCGCGCAAGCUCUUUCUUCCGUUUAAUAUUUUGACAAGAUGAAGAUCGGUCUUUGCGCCUACAGCGGGUACAAAAUUUACCCAGGCCAUGGCAAAACCAUGGUUAAAGUUGAUGGAAAGAACUUCACAUUCCUCAACUCAAAAUGUGAACGUGCUCACUUAAUGAAGAGGAACCCACGUAAAGUUACAUGGACCGUGCUCUACCGUAGAAAGCACAAGAAGGGUCAAGAGGAAGAAGCUACCAAAAAGCGUACUCGCAGGACCCAGAAGUUCCAACGUGCUAUUGUAGGCGCUAGUUUAAAUGAUAUUUUGGCCAAACGUAACCAGAGGCCAGAAGUCAGGAAAGCACAGAGAGAACAAGCUAUUCGUGCUGCAAAAGAACAGAAAAAAACUGUUAAGACCGCAAAGAAAGCUGCAGCCCCAGCUAAGGCUAAGGCAGCACCCAAACAGAAAAUUGCGAAGAACGUCGCUAAAGCCGCUCCCAGAGUUGGAGGAAAACGUUAAGUUAUUUGUGUAUUAAUAUAAUUUUAUAAAUAAACGUAUUAUUACACA
This is a messenger RNA of Aethina tumida (small hive beetle), 599 nucleotides long. It is a transcript of the gene RpL24, whose product is annotated as 60S ribosomal protein L24. Bases 87 to 551 code for a protein of 154 amino acids. The transcript is spliced from 4 exons. Gene Ontology annotation, cellular component: cytosolic large ribosomal subunit. The record is from RefSeq and is a predicted model, not a curated record. Gene Ontology annotation, biological process: cytoplasmic translation. Gene Ontology annotation, molecular function: structural constituent of ribosome; mRNA binding. Lineage: Eukaryota; Metazoa; Arthropoda; Insecta; Coleoptera; Nitidulidae.